UUCGCUCAGAAUGCCGUUUUCAUCUCCUCGCAAGUUAUUUGCCCCUCCUGCGUCUAGAACCAUUCGCGCAUCAUGUAAAUCCCGCAAUACGGUUUCAAGGAGAUGCAAUUCGUCGCAAGCCAAGCAGUCCAAUUCAACUCUGGAGAAGAACACGCUCAGCUGGCAGGAGUACCUUGAAAUUCGAGGACGCAAGCGCAGAUGGGAGAUUGCUGCUACGCUUCCGAGCAUUUUUCUCGGAUUAGGCGCAGGCGCAGCUUAUUUCGGAGGACAAGAAAUCGACGCGUCAAAGCCUAUUUUUGGCUUUGACCCAUUGUACGUGUACGGAUUUGCCACUUUGUCGUGCGGAGGCAUUGGUUAUCUGUUUGGUCCCAUCAUUGGCUCCACAGUCUGGCGUCUGACACAUCGGCGAUCUCUAGCGCUCAUAGAAGCGCGCGACCGUCAAUUUCAUCAGCACAUUGUGAAGAACCGGGUUGACCCAACCGCGCAGAGUGCUACAAAUCCCGUACCCGACUUUUAUGGAGAAAAAAUUGGCUCCCUCCGCCAGUAUCGUCAAUGGUUGCGUGAUCAAGCUCGUUACAAGCGGAAGGCUAAGUGGCUCGAGGAGGAAAGUCUUUGAACUGUUGCUGUUCCUUUACUCCUUUUUGCAUUAUUAUAUCACCACUUGCAACAAUAUUUACGUGCUUCAUUGUGGAAAACGAAUGAAAUCGCCACUCAAACAGUCACACUCAUAACAUGUUUAUCCAUGUUUCAAUUUCAGAAGUUAUACGCAGCACUCAACACAACUAUAAUAGCGAAAGGAUAUGCCGAUCACGCUUUAGUCUGUGCCGCUACGUACAAUGCUCGGUCUCACAAACCAAAUAUUCACAACGAUACACUCCGUCUUCUCAAUUUCAACCGUACUCAAAACAGAGUACUCGAUAUACAAACGC
This is a messenger RNA of Fomitiporia mediterranea MF3/22, 929 nucleotides long. RefSeq names its product mitochondrial import protein Pam17. Gene Ontology annotation, biological process: protein import into mitochondrial matrix. The transcript is spliced from 5 exons. Lineage: Eukaryota; Fungi; Basidiomycota; Agaricomycetes; Hymenochaetales; Hymenochaetaceae. The record is from RefSeq and is a predicted model, not a curated record. Gene Ontology annotation, cellular component: PAM complex, Tim23 associated import motor. Bases 11 to 616 code for a protein of 201 amino acids.